AUGCCAUUCCGUCAGGCUCCAGUAGGACUCUUUAGUCCAUUGACCGCUGCGGAGAUAGUGGAACUUAAUACAGUUAUCCACCCACCUGUUCCUAUUCCACCAUAUGUACCACUCCGCGUCCAAGUCGCUCCGGAUAAUCUUGGUCAGGGAGGAAAAGUCACUACACGAGAUGAAGUUCUGGUCAUUGCUGGUUGGGGUGGGCCUGGAUACGCCGGAGUACCUGGGAACCCUAUUCCCCCUGGUCCAUGGUGGAUACCCACAGCAUAUGCAGUAAACAAAUAUCUUCGAUUGCUUUGCGAAAGAGUGAACUCUCUCUGUCCUCGCCCGGCAAAUGAUGUAAAUGACAUCCCCUACUGUGCAUUUAUCGGGGCAGAGCUUUGGAUGCCACCUCCAGGAACGUAUCCCGCACAAACCAUUCGUGACCCGGCCGCAUGGGAUGUACUAACUCAGACGGUCUAUAAUACAUCAGGGUUGUUUAUGGCGGUUCAAGGGGGAAUGUUGAACGGUCUCUUUCGAGUUACUCCUAGGAUGCUACAUUCUCACGAAACCGCAAGAUCUAGAACGCUCGCUGCUCAGGCAUCUCAUAUAUUUAUGCAAGUGGUAGAUGAUCGAUUUGGACCAGGAUUAAGGCAUCACACACUGAUAGUAAUUUCACCUAAACGGAAAACCAUCGAUUAUUUGGAUGACUACAACGGACUUCAAUCUACUGGGCCGGAUCUCGUUCCCCCACUUCCACGACACUAUAUUGUUGAGCAAAAGCUUAUCGGUCAUAUCUUGAACUUCCUUUCAUCCUACAUGGGAGGUACUUCAAUAAGUGGAAACGAAUUUAACCCAAAACAUUGGAUGAUGCGAACCAAUGCAUCAGCUCAGAAUCCGGUUCCUGGACCUGCAGCUGUCAUAGAUGCACAAAACAGUGCUGCAAUGGUCUGUCAUAAUGCUCUCAUGAUCGCAAUGGGGUAUCGCCUCGAUUUUUUCAGACACAUUCCUGCUGGCAUGACUCAAGCUCAGAUGAUCGCUAAUCGCCGCGGCCAGAUUGCUCUCGAGCUCCAUCGUGGCCAGUUGGCUGUCGCCCCAAGUCGACAAUACAUAGCACCCAUGUGGCCGGAGCAAAGCGACAAUUUUCGAUACACGAGCGGAUCUACACAAUACAAAAAUCUCAUUGCCAAGCACUGCAAUUACGGAGUCGUGGAAGAGCUGUCCCGUCGCGAUCGCGCGAGAUGGUAUCGAGGUGUGCCCCCCAAAAUCGAUUUUGAUAUCGGUCGCAGGAUAACGAAGCCUAAUCUCAUUCUUUACGGUCUUGCGAGAGGAAUCCCCAUACACAACAUGCGGUACGCUUCAUGGGGUCCGUUGCGGAAUAUCAUUGAAAAGUUCGAUUACAUGGCAAGAACGCAGGCUAAUGGUAACCCGGCUAAUAACCCUCCUUCUUAUUGA
Messenger RNA from Botrytis fragariae, 1431 nucleotides. RefSeq lists its product as uncharacterized. NCBI's taxonomy places the organism in Eukaryota, Fungi, Ascomycota, Leotiomycetes, Helotiales, Sclerotiniaceae. The transcript is spliced from 3 exons. The record is from RefSeq and is a predicted model, not a curated record. The coding region runs from base 1 to 1431 and encodes 476 amino acids.